Molecule: messenger RNA, 2873 nt
Organism: Mycena citricolor
Lineage: Eukaryota; Fungi; Basidiomycota; Agaricomycetes; Agaricales; Mycenaceae
Source: the annotation of a GenBank genome assembly
CAAUGACCUCGCUUGCAGAGGGUCUGGUUCUGUCUGGCCAGCACCUGAACCCCAUGGACAGUAUCUCCAAUUCAGUCACUUAUCGUCUCUGGCUCGAAUCCAAUUCGGCCCAGACAUCUCUGUGGCAGCUCUGCCUCCCUUCCUGUCAUUUAUAACCUUGCUGCUCCAAUCUUUGGGAAGUCAUGAUAGUGGAUUGACUGAUGCAUCCACUGGAAACAUGUACAAUCCUCACUGCAGCGCGGCCAGCUUCUGGUACUUAUCCUGGCGGGUCACCCCCUGGUCGAAAAAUGACAUGCGAACGUCGGGGCGAUAUCGAUCGACCCCACAUCUAUCCUAGUGUUCCUGAGAAUCCAGGCGCCCACCCCGUGCUCACAUUCCCGCCUGGCCAAUGACCGUUUCCUGCUAAGUACUUGCAAGUACACGCUUUGUUGUACGGUCUGGAACGCGAGCCGCGGCCUGAGAAAAGCACUCGUGCGGCCAGAGAUUUGCCAGUUGAGGAAUAUUAUGGCCAUGGUCACAACCAUCUCCGCCAAGUUUUCUAUUUGCUCCUUCCUCCGCGCUAGUCACGGAGGGCAUCUCCGAUUCACGGGAGAUGACGCUGACUUUUACUGGGUAGCAUGAUCUCCGGUUGGAUUCCUACCGGAUGACUGUCGUGUGAUUAUGCGCCAACGUGUCUGUUGACGUUGUGCAUCGCUCUCUCGGCGCUUCCAUCUCGAAUUCCGCGUCUCGUUUGGGAAUUCCACUUGUGGUUUUUCGCAUCGAAGCCCAUCGUGCCACCGAACCUCGGCCACGCCGGGGGACAGAAAUUAGCCCUUUCGAGCACCAGAAUAGCGAAUGGAGACUGUAUCAGGUCGUCAUUCGCGCGAAGCCCCAUCAUGUGGUGCUCUGGCACAUGGACCGCUGCUUUCACGGGGCCCGUAUGAUGCAGCUGACGGCCAGUAUUAAAGCUCGAACGACGAGCAGUUUAUUCAGUCCCCAAUGCGAGUCUCUACCGUUCUCGUUGGCUUUGUGGCCUGUGUCUUUGCGCAGACGACGGUCGAUCAAUAUGUCGCGACCGAAUCGCCCAUCGCCAAGGCUGGGUUGUUCGCCAACAUCGGUCCUUCGGGGUCGAAGUCCCAAGGCGCUAAGGCAGGAGUGGUGAUCGCCAGUCCGAGCACCACCAACCCGAACUAUCUGUUCACCUGGACGCGAGACUCGUCGCUCGUGUUCAAGUACAUCAUCGACCAGUUUGUUUCGGGACAAGACACCACAUUGCUGGGCCAGAUCCAAAACUUCGUGUCUGCGGAGAGCAUCUUGCAGCAGUAUCAAACCCCAGCGGCACUGUAUCAACUGGCGGCCUCGGCGAACCUCAUUACAACAUCGACGAGACGCCUUUCACCGGUGCUUGGGGAAGGUAUGCAGCUCGUGAAAAAUGAUGCGAGCGGAUACCAAACUCCAUCCAGACCUCAGCGUGACGGACCUGCUCUCCGCGCAACUUCGAUCAUCGAAUACGCGAACUGGGUGCUCAAAAACACGAGCGCGUCGAACGUCCUCAGCACAUUGUGGCCGAUCAUCAAGCUUGAUUUGGACUAUGUGGCUGCUGACUGGAAUCAGACAACUUUCGAUCUUUGGGAAGAGGUCAACUCGUCAUCCUUCUUCACGACAGCAGUUCAACACCGGGCCCUUCGCGAAGGUGCAGCUUUGGCCAAGGCUCUCGGUCAGACUGCCGUCAUCAGCAACUACUUGGCGCAGGCGGACAACUUGCUGUGCUUCCUCCAAUCAUACUGGAACCCAACCAGCGGGUACAUCACUGCCAACACCGGCGGCGGACGCUCAGGCAAAGAUGCCAACACCGCAUUGGCCUCGAUCCACACCUUUGAUCCCGCUGCUGGCUGUGAUGCCACCACCUUCCAGCCGUGUUCCGACAAGGCCUUGUCGAGCUUGAAAGUCUACGUUGACUCUUUCCGCUCGAUCUACUCCAUCAACAGCGGGAUCGCAUCGAACGCAGCAGUCGCUACCGGCCGAUACCCCGAAGAUUCGUACAUGGGCGGAAACCCCUGGUACUUGACCACAGCUGCUGUGGCCGAGCAGCUCUACGAUGCUCUGAUCGUCUGGAAGGCCCAAGGGUCGCUGAACGUGACGUCGACGUCUCUCGCCUUCUUCCAGCAGUUCCUCCCCUCGGUCACUGCCGGCAGUUACGCAUCUUCGACGUCGACUUUCACCACACUGACCACGGCUGUCAAGACAUUCGCGGACGGGUUCUUGGCCAUCGAUCAGAAAUACACGCCCAGCAACGGCGGGCUUGCUGAGCAAUACAGCCGGUCGAACGGCAGCCCCCUCAGCGCAGUGGAUCUGACCUGGAGCUACGCCGCCAUCCUCACGGCGUUCUCCGCACGCGCUGGCAACGCUUCGCCCGGAUGGGGCGCUGCCGGGCUGAGCGUCCCAUCGGUAUGUCAAACCUCUGGAAGCGGCAGUGGCGGCAGCAGCGGUGGCGGUGGUGGAUCUGCUGGCACUGUGGCUGUGACGUUCAAUGUCGUCGCGACUACCGUCUUUGGAGAAAACAUCUAUCUCGUCGGAAAUGUGGACGCGUUGCAGGGCUGGAACACUAACAACGCCCUGCUCAUGCCGAAUCCGAACUACCCGACCUGGAGCAUCACCGUCAACCUCCCUGCGUCGAGCGACAUCCAGUACAAGUACAUCCGCAAGGUCAACGGCAACUUCGAGUCCUGGGAAUCCGGUAACAACAACGAGUUCACCUCUCCGGCUAGCGGAACAUUCGUGACGCACGACACCUGGCAUUGAUUCGGCCAAACAAAUGCAGUGUUUUACAAUUCUGAAAGAAAAGCGCCUUAGAGCAUAAUAACUCGACAGAUAGUAUUUCCUCGAUGACUGGC